AUGGCUUUGAUGCCUGUUAAAUUUGACUUGGCCAAGCGGGUAAAGCUGGCACAGGGACUGUGGCUCUUUUUUUGGCUUUGUGUGAUGGCCGGAAUCCUCAUCUUUAGCAUGGGCAUCUUCUUCAAGAUUGAGCUACGCAAGAGGAGUGAGCUAAUGGAUAACAACGAGAGCCAUUUUGUGCCCAACAUGCUCAUCCUGAUGGGACUGGCGGCCUGUGGCAUCAACGCUUUUGGGGGCAAAGUGUGCCACGACUCCCUCGACUCAGCAAAAUUCAUGAAGAGGAAGCCCAUGCUGAAGACUUACAUGAGUGGAUGUGUUGUUUUCUGCAUCGCUCUCUUUGCCACGGCCCUGUUGUGUUUCUUGAUGCAGAUCUCUCUGCACUUCACCCUGGCUGAAGGCCUGAAGAACGGAAUGAAGUUCUACAAAGACACGGACACACCGGGGCGAUGCUUCAUGAAGAGAACCCUUGAUAUGACCCAGAUUGAGUUCCGCUGCUGUGGUAACAACAACUACAAGGAUUGGUUUGAGAUCCAGUGGAUUAGCAACCGCUACCUGGACUUCAGCAAUGAGGAUGUUAAGGUCCGUGUCCAGAGCAACGUGGAAGGCAAAUAUCUGAUGGAAAGCGUUCCCUUCAGCUGCUGCAAUCCUGGCUCUCCUCGCCCCUGCAUCCAGCAUCACAUAACCAACAACUCAGCUCACUACAGCUAUGACCAUCACACUGAAGAUCUGAACAUCUGGGGCAGAGGCUGCCGUGAGGCUCUUGUCUCUUACUAUGGAGGCACGAUGAACAGUAUCGGCGCUUUCGUGCUGCUGUUUAUUAUCUUAGAGGCUGUCGUGACUGUAGGACUGCAGUACCUGAGCACCGCUCUGGAAUCCAUGGCAGAUCCAGAGAAUCCAGAGAGUGAAAGUGAGGGCUGGCUUUUGGAGAAGAGUGUGAAGGAGACCAUCUCUGGAGUCAUGGAAAAGAUAAAGACGCUGGGUAAAGGAAACCAGGUACAGGAGGGCGAUGAACAAGCUCCUCAAGAAAGCUGAGAAUGCCCCGCCCAUUGGGACUGAGGCCACUCCCCCUACAUACAAACAAACUGUACAUUGGGAGGGAUGAAAAGCUGAAAAAUGUAUAUAUAGAACAUGUUCUCCC
Molecule: messenger RNA, 1138 nt
Organism: Triplophysa dalaica
Lineage: Eukaryota; Metazoa; Chordata; Actinopteri; Cypriniformes; Nemacheilidae
Gene: prph2b
Product: peripherin 2b (retinal degeneration, slow)
Exons: 3
Coding region: 1-1032 (343 amino acids)
Biological process (GO): visual perception
Cellular component (GO): membrane
Source: RefSeq, a predicted model, not a curated record